Messenger RNA from Botrytis deweyae, 1816 nucleotides. RefSeq lists its product as uncharacterized. Gene Ontology annotation, cellular component: extracellular region; cell surface. Gene Ontology annotation, biological process: glucan catabolic process. The coding region runs from base 302 to 1555 and encodes 417 amino acids. Lineage: Eukaryota; Fungi; Ascomycota; Leotiomycetes; Helotiales; Sclerotiniaceae. The record is from RefSeq and is a predicted model, not a curated record. The transcript is spliced from 2 exons. Gene Ontology annotation, molecular function: beta-glucosidase activity.
GGCAACUAGUGUGCCGAAAGGAACAUACCCUUCAAAUGAAUAGUUGUGCAAUAUCUUAUAAGAGGCAUCAUGCACGGGGUUGUCCUCUAUCAUCUCAAGUCCUUUGUGACAGUUACUUUCAUUUGGCCACGCGCCGUUUUCCAAAAUUUCCACACUCUUUUGCAAAUUUCCUUUACGUUCUUUUUUUUUUGAUAGUGAAUCUGGAACCGAGGUGUAUCAACUCUCUUUUCCCAUUUCCCGUAUACCUCUCAUAACUCCUAUCUGCAUUUCGGAAUAACGUUCUCUACUCCGCUACCUCGACAUGUACAUUUCAACACUUCUUACUGCCUUCCUGGCUAGCACAGUUGGCGCUUGGAUGCCAGGUGGUGAGAAAGAUCUCCGUUCAGAAGAUGGUGUAUCUCUCUUCAACCCAGAAGCGAAACAUCCCACGGCCCGUCGCUGGACUCCAGCAUCCGGCAAGAUUCGAGGUGUGAAUCUCGGAUCUCUUUUCGUCUUCGAGCCAUGGAUUGCUGAAACCGCAUGGUCAGCUAUGGGUUGCGGUCCGUACCAGUCUGAAUUCGAUUGCGUGGCUGGUUUGGGACAAGCAAAAGCUAACGCUGCAUUUCAAAAUCACUGGAAGACUUGGAUCAAUGCUAAUGAUAUUGCACAAAUGGCAAGCUUCGGUAUCAACACAAUUAGAAUCCCAGUCGGAUACUGGAUGAUGGAAAGUUUGGUUUAUGCCGAUAGUGAACACUUUCCUCAAGGCGGUUUCCAGUAUCUUGAGAGUAUUUGCAACACGGCUGCUAAUGCCGGAUUCUUCAUCAUUAUCGAUAUGCAUGGAGCUCCUGGAGCGCAAGUUGCAAGUAACCCGGAUUCAGGACAAUAUGCCUCGACUCCCGGAUUCUAUGCUGAUUAUCAAUAUGCUCGUGGAGUACAAUUCCUCUCUUGGCUCACAACAAAUAUUCACAAAAACCCUGCUUUCAGAAAUGUUGGAAUGAUUGGUAUUGUGAACGAACCAGUCCAAGAUGCUGGACAGGCUGCGGGUAUGAUUUCGCAAUUUUACCCCGCGGCAUACAAGGCCAUUCGAGCUGCUGAAGCAGCGGCAGGUGUACAGCCGAACAAUUUCUUGCAUGUUCAGGCUAUGGAUCAAGGAUGGGGCUCUGGAGAUCCAAAUGUUGGUCUGGCUGGGGGUGUUUCUUUGGCUUAUGAUGAGCAUCGCUACCUUAAAUGGUCCAACGUGGCCGUCUCCCAAACCGCCUACCUCCAAUCCUCUUGCACAUAUAAUCCUAUUUCCAGCACCGGUGGCCCGACAGUCGUAGGAGAGUUCUCUCUUUCUCCUCCAGACAACGUACAAGAUACAGCGGGCUGGACGACAUCUACUCAGGGUGCAUUUUACAAAAAAUGGUUCGAGGCACAAGUCAUGGGAUAUGAGAACCACGCAUUAGGAUGGAUUUUCUGGACUUGGAAGGCACAGUUGAAUGAUUACCGUUGGAGUUAUCUGGAUGCGGUAAACGCGGGAGUUAUUCCAAAGGAUUUGAAUAGUGUGGCUGGAAGUGGUGCUUGUAACGGUUUCUAGAGAGGAGAGAGUGAAAGAAAGGGGGAUACGGCGGAUUUUUUGAAUGGCGUUGGAAAGUUGAAAUCGUAUUCAAGGGUGGGGUUGGUGCAUUCCGAGGGGAUGAAUUUUUGCGAUCGCAUUUCCGUUUGAAAUAGCUUCAUGAUACUCCGUACAUCUUGAGUCGCUCGAAGUUUACAAAUUCUUGAUAAUAUCAUAAUCAUUGAUACCUUUUUAGUAAUUCAUACAAUUAUUUCCAUUCAUCUCAUGUAACUAGUCACCUUC